CCCCCCCUCUCUCUCUCUCUCUCUUUCUCUCUCUCUCCCCCACAAGCAACAAGAAGAGGAAGAGGAGGAGCAACGCUCACUCCUCGGCGACACAGGUAAGGCGAAAGGAAUGGCGGCGGCGGCGGCGCAGGAGAAGAUCCCUCAAGCAUGGUGGUUCGGAAGCCACUACAGUUCGCGGCAGUCCCCGUGGCUCGCGUCGACGCUAUCAGAACUUGAAUAUAAGACCAAGCAGAUGCUGAAUCUAGUGGAGGCAGACGCCGACUCAUUUGCUCAGCGUGCCGAGAUGUACUACAAGAAGCGGCCUCUACUCUUGAGCAUGAUCGAGGACUUCUAUCGAUCUCACCGCUCGUUAGCAGAGCAAUAUGACCAACUCAAGUCAGGUGGUAAAAUGCACCACGCUUUGUUCGGUCCCUCUCACUUGGACAGAAGCUGGUCGCGAAAAGUAAGCAACAAUUCGUCAGACGGGUCCUCGCUUUUUACCUCGUAUUCUUCUGAUUCCGACGAGUCAGAGGUCGACGAUCCUGAACAAGAAGAGACAGAAACCGAGUGUACGCUAACAGACAAAUCAGCGAAGGAGAGCGAAAGUGAACAGGCGAAGGCGAUGAAGGGAGGAGAGUUAGCAAGAAUGAAAGAGGAGAACGCAGCUCUCCGAGCUGAAUUAGCCGAGAAGGACGAGGAGAAGAGGGAGGUUAUUCGGCAGCUCACUUCGUCACUCGACGUCUUGAAGGAGGAGAAUUCUUAUCUGCGGAAAUGCGUGAAGGGUUCGAAGAAACGGAACAACUUGCUCGAAUUCAAGAAACUCACCAAGGACAUACUCUCCGGGAAGCUCUUCGGUGGGCAUUGCAAGACUCAAACUACAGUGGUGGCUCUCUAGUUAUUUUGAUAGAGUAGAAGCAUAAAUAUAGACAUCUAAUUCCUACUGCUGUACCUUUAUUUAGCUAUAUGUGUAUAGGGCUCAAUGUAUGAUGUUCCCCAACUCCCCUGCUAAACUUAGUAUGAACUUAUAGAUCUCUUUCCUAGUGUUGCAGUUUUGCAAA
Molecule: messenger RNA, 1037 nt
Organism: Ananas comosus (pineapple)
Lineage: Eukaryota; Viridiplantae; Streptophyta; Magnoliopsida; Poales; Bromeliaceae
Product: protein NETWORKED 3C-like
Exons: 3
Coding region: 110-874 (254 amino acids)
Molecular function (GO): actin binding
Source: RefSeq, a predicted model, not a curated record